AUGGGGGGCUUGAUGGGCCUCCACAAAAACAAGCCAGAUGAGGGUUUCAUGCGUGCGGCGAUGGCAGCAAGUGAAUUUCCCAAGUACUUCCACCACACCAAUUCGCAUAGGAUUGGUGGAACCCAUCGUCGAGGGUACCUGCCAAUGACGCCCGCACAGGCAAUUGCGUUCUCCAGGAGCGACAGAGUGCCUUGCGUGGUGCAGUACUUGGAAGGAAGAUACCGCACGCUGAAGCAGCUGAUGGCGCAGACGCAGCUGGUGGCAUCUGCGGAGGAUCCAUACAGGUUCCAGGAGCUGGUUCGCGCGGAGGAGCUCUCGAAUUUCCUAAAUCGCGCCGACAACUCCGUGAUAUCCAGAGAGGAAAUCUCGAAGUUGGGAGAAGCGUUGGCUGCAACUUUAAAUGCAGGACGUGGAGCACGCACAGACUACACGGCGCCACUGAAGCACUCCGAGGAGAAGGCGGUCAGGUUUGAUAAAUCAUUCUAUGGAAGUGGAACCCGUCGUCCAGUUCCAGGAACAAGCUACAAAACAGUCCAACUUUGA
This is a messenger RNA of Symbiodinium pilosum, 543 nucleotides long. The record is from the annotation of a GenBank genome assembly. NCBI's taxonomy places the organism in Eukaryota, Dinophyceae, Suessiales, Symbiodiniaceae.